Postia placenta MAD-698-R-SB12 is the source of this 516-nucleotide messenger RNA. RefSeq lists its product as hypothetical. The transcript is spliced from 4 exons. The coding region runs from base 106 to 441 and encodes 111 amino acids. The record is from RefSeq and is a predicted model, not a curated record. Lineage: Eukaryota; Fungi; Basidiomycota; Agaricomycetes; Polyporales; Adustoporiaceae.
CCUGACUUGUUUCGUCCUCUUCGCAUUUCGUUACGAUAUUUGCUCUCGAACAAUACGCCAUAUUCGGACCGUUUGUCUUCGCUGAUCUAUUCUUUCAACUGCACCAUGCGCUCCUCUGUCAUUGCCGCUAUCGUGCUCGCUGCUGCUUCUCCCGCGCUCGCGCUUCCCAUGGACCACUUCGAUAUUCUCGCGCGUGCAUUGCAGUCCGGGAACAAGUUGCUGCGCCCAUCUCCCGUAUGGGAGGACGCUCCGCUUGAGACUAGUCACCUCAAGCGUACCACCGCCCGCAGUCUCCCCUGGUUCGACAAACACCAGACCAUAGGCCUUGUCAAGACCGUGCCGAAGCCUGUGCGGCGUUCUGUCAAGUUCUCGCUCCUGCGCAGGUCCGGGCUUGACGACAUUGUCUUCCCUGCCCGAUCGACAUUGGACCAGCUUGAUUGAUCACUGAGCAGUUCGAUAUCUUGUGACGUAUUUACGACCUAAUGACGAAAUGCAAACAAUUUUGAGGAGCUCAAA